This is a messenger RNA of Malassezia japonica, 3201 nucleotides long. It is a transcript of the gene TEF3, whose product is annotated as translational elongation factor EF-1 alpha. The record is from RefSeq and is a predicted model, not a curated record. Bases 1 to 3201 code for a protein of 1066 amino acids. Gene Ontology annotation, molecular function: ATP hydrolysis activity; ATP binding; translation elongation factor activity. Lineage: Eukaryota; Fungi; Basidiomycota; Malasseziomycetes; Malasseziales; Malasseziaceae. The transcript has a single exon.
AUGCCUGUUGAGAGUACGGACGGUACGGCACAGGUGCCUGCUAAGGACUUUAAGAACUCUGCCGCUGCUGAUGCGGCCGCUGCUGGCCCCGAGCAGGAGGUGAAGGCUGCCCUCUUCGACGAGGCUCAGCUUCUCUCGACCGGCGACAAGACCGCCGCGAAGGAGCUGACCAACCUCGUCAAGAUCGAGGGUCCCUUUGCCCUGCGCAACCUUGGCAUUGAGAACGUGAUCAAGAAGGGUCUCAACGACAAGAAGAACGCUGCUGGCCGCGAGGGUGCCUGCACCCUCGUCACCACCCUCUUCGAUGAGGGUGUCGGUCACGAGAUUGAGCCCUUCAUCAUGGAGAGCCUUCUUGACACUCUCGCCGAGGCCAUGGGUGACAAGGAGAAGACCGUCCGCCAGAAGGCUGAGGACGCUCUCCUACUCCUUGUCCGCAACAUGUCGACGUGGGCCAUCCCCCAGGUGCUCCGUGUUUUCCUGCACCAGAUGCGCACCGCCGGCAAGUGGCAGGUCAAGACCGGCUGUAUCCGUCUCCUUGAGGAGAUGGUCCAGCUCGCUCCCCUGCUCAUCUCGCAGCACAUGACCGAGAUCAUCCCCGUCAUGGCCGAGGUCAUUUGGGACACCAAGAGCGAUGUGCAGAAGGCCUCGCGCGCUGCCCUUGAGAAGCUCUGCGCCCUGAUCUCCAACAAGGAUAUCGAGCGUUUCAUUCCCGCGCUGAUCAAGUCGCUCAUCCACCCCGUCGAGGAGGUGCCGAAGACUAUCAUGCUUCUGUCGGCCACCACCUUCGUCCAGGAGGUCGACUCGCCGACCCUUGCGCUGAUGACCCCUCUGCUCUCGCGUGGUCUCACGGAGCGCCCCACCGCCACCAAGCGUAAGGUCGCCGUCAUUAUCGACAACAUGUCGAAGCUCGUCGACAACGAGCGCACUGUGCGCCCCUUCCUGCCCAAGCUGCUCCCCGGCUUGAUUAAGAUCGAGACCACCAUGUCCGACCCCGAGGCCCGCAGCGUGGUGCAGCGCGCCAUUGCCACCCUCCGCCAGGUCGGUAACGUUUCGGGUGACGGCUCGGACGUCAAGCCCCUGGACGACGUUGACAACGUCCAGACCCGUUCGCUCCUCGACAAGCAGCUCGAGACUGAGGGUCUCUCGGGCCCCGACACGCUCGUCGCCUACAUCUCGCAGCUCAUCACCAACCUCGCCAACGCCCGCGAGUUUGAGCCCAGCGAGUGGGAGAGCACGCUCACCCGCUACCUGCGUCUCCUGCGCCCCUCGGACCAGGAGAAGUCGAAGAAGAUCACCGACAACCUGCUCAAGGCCCUCGCCAAGAGCACUGGUGAGGAGGUCGAGGUGUUCGAGGACGAGGAGGAGGGUGUCGACCUCUGCAACUGUCAGUUCUCGCUCGCCUACGGUGCCAAGAUUCUGCUGAACACGGCCACUCUCCGUCUUAAGCGUGGUCACCGCUACGGUCUCUGUGGUCGUAACGGUUCGGGUAAGUCGACCCUCAUGCGCGCCAUCCAGAACGGCCAGGUCGAGGGCUUCCCCAGCCCCGACGAGGUCCGCACCUGGUACGUCGAGCACGACCUCGACGGCUCGGAGGGUGACAUCUCGAUUCUCGACUUCAUUGUCGCCGACAAGCGCCUGAACGUCAACCACGAGGAGGCUUCUGCCACCCUCAAGGAGAUGGGCUUCGACGAGACCCGCCAGGCCGGCCCCAUCACUGCCCUGUCGGGUGGUUGGAAGAUGAAGCUCGCCCUUGCGCGUGCCGUGCUGUUCAAGGCCGACAUUCUGCUGCUCGAUGAGCCGACGAACCACUUGGACGUCAUCAACGUGAAGUGGAUCACCGACUACCUGACCAGCCUGACCGAGACCACCUCGAUCAUUGUGUCGCACGACUCCAAGUUCCUGAACGACGUGUGUACCGACAUUCUCCACCUGAACCGCUUCAAGAUCAAGCGUUACCCCGGUAACCUUGAUGCUUUCGUCAAGCGUGUUCCUGAGGCUCGCGCCUACGUCGAGCUCAGCUCGGGUGAGGACUACUCGUUCAAGCUGCCUAACCCCCCGCUGCUGGACGGUGUCAAGACCAAGGAGAAGUCGCUGGUCAAGAUGAAGAACGUCGUCUUCCAGUACCCCAACACCCCCGCUCCCCAGCUCAAGAACGUCUCGAUCCAGCUCUCGCUCUCGUCGCGUGUUGCUGUGCUCGGCCCCAACGGUUCGGGUAAGUCGACCCUCGUCAAGCUGGUUGUCGGUGACACUGAGCCGAACUCGGGUGAGCUCUGGAAGCACCCCAACCUGGUCAUUGGUUACGUGGCCCAGCACGCCUUCCACCACAUUGACCAGCACCUCGACAAGACUCCUCUGGAGUACAUGCUCUGGCGCUACCAGACCGGUGAGGACCUUGAGGAGCACCUCAAGAACUCGCGCAAGCUCAGCCCCGAAGAGGAGGAGGCUAUGAAGAACGGUGCCAUCAUGGAGAUCGAGGGUGUGAAGCGCGUCAUUGACGACAUUGUCGGCCGCAAGAAGCUCAAGAACUCGUUCCAGUACGAGGUCUCGUUCAAGAACAUGUCCUCGACCGAGAACAUGUGGCUGUCGCGUGACGAGCUUAUCCGCCGCGGUUUCGAGAAGAAGGUCAUGACCGUCGACUCGCGUGAGGCGCAGAAGGCUGGUAUGCUUCGUCCUCUCGUCCGUCGCGAGAUCGAGAAGCACUUUGAGGACUUCGGUCUCGAGCGUGAGUUCACCUCGCACAACAACAUGCGCGGUCUCUCGGGUGGUCAGAAGGUCAAGGUCGUCCUGGGUGCCGCCACCUGGCGCAUGCCCCACAUCAUUGUGCUGGACGAGCCCACCAACUUCUUGGACCGUGAGUCGCUUGCUGCGCUCAUCAACGCUAUCCAGAGCUUCGAGGGUGGUGUUGCGAUCAUUACCCACUCGCAGGAGUUCUCGGAGGGUACCUGCAAGGAGAUCUGGAAGAUGCAGGACGGCACUCUUGUCGCUUCGGGCCACAACUGGGUCGAGGGUCAGGGUUCGGGUGAGCGCAUUGACAAGAAGAAGAACGACGAGGAGGAGGUCAAGUUUGACGCUCUCGGCAACAAGAUUGUCGAGGAGAAGAAGAAGAAGAAGCUUACCUCGGCCGAGGCCCGCAAGGCCAAGAAGGACCGCAUGGCCCGCCGCAAGCGCGGUGAGGAGGUGUUCACCGACGAGGAGCUCUAA